Molecule: messenger RNA, 3127 nt
Organism: Erpetoichthys calabaricus (reedfish)
Lineage: Eukaryota; Metazoa; Chordata; Cladistia; Polypteriformes; Polypteridae
Gene: enpp4
Product: ectonucleotide pyrophosphatase/phosphodiesterase 4
Exons: 5
Coding region: 679-2103 (474 amino acids)
Source: RefSeq, a predicted model, not a curated record
CCAGGCUGGGUUUCUCAAUUUUCAACGGAACCUCCGUACACAGCGAUCGCGAUAACUGAGUGCAGCUUGUGCAAGCGCAAUGCAACCCCCAAUGGGAGUUGUCCUGAAAACAGGGAGGUAUCAGUUUACUUCUUCCAAAACGGAUGAACCCUGUGAUCACGCGGAGGGAGAGAGCUGGCAGAGUCGUUACAUUCCUCGCUACAGCGUCGCACUUCAAUCAGGUGUCACUUUGGUGAUGGUGGCUGUGGCUGCUUCUACAGUAGGCUCUGAGGCAAACCUCGGGGCGCUGCGUUUCUGUUUCGCUUCACUUCCAGCUCGUAAGAAUGGGCGGGGCGGAGCUGCGCGGUGUUGAGGACUGAUCGGGGUUGUUCCAGUUUCCAGUCGAAACGAGCUCGGAGGACAGAAAGCAGGAAGACGACGACGAGUAUUUGGCAGUUGCGGUUCCUACUCAAGUGGCGGGCUUUGAGUUUCUGCAAGGGGGGCACGCGCACACCUGUUGCCGUCAACACCUCGCGCCUGCGCACUCCUCACUUCAUGCUUGGCUUCUCACUGUGCUGACAUCGCAGGGCUGGCUGGCUGUCUGGACCAACGUGACUGCGCAGGGUUUGAUGCUUCACGGGAUACCACAACUACUGGAUUGUCAAUUGAGUGUCUAAGCUUCACGGGGGACACAUUUACAUGAUUAUUGAGAUUUAUAAAGGUGUCAGAAUCAAUCACUUCAUGAUGCUGGUCUGUAUUUUAUUUUGGAUUUUUGUCCCUUCCUGUUGCCUCUCUGCAAGUAAUUUUACUGGGAAUUCAAGUGAUGCCGGAAACCACUUCAUCACUCCUUUACUUCUCGUCUCCUUCGAUGGCUUCAGAGCAGAUUAUUUAAAACAGUAUAAGUUCCCAAACCUGCAGAAGUUUUUUUCUGACGGUGUUCUUGUGGAACAAAUUAAAAACGUCUUUAUAACAAAGACGUUCCCAAACCAUUACAGUAUUGUCACUGGUCUUUAUGCUGAAAGCCAUGGGAUCUUGGCUAAUAGCAUGUAUGACCCCACUGUAAAUAAAACGUUCUCUCUUCAAAGUUCCUUCGAUCCAUUUUGGUGGAAUGAUGCCACUCCUAUCUGGGUUUCUCUUCAGCAGAAAGGAUUCAAGACAGCCGCUGCCAUGUGGCCUGGCACAGAUGUGAAAAUUCAUAACAUGACCUCUACGUACCACAUGCAUUACAACAAACUGAUGACUUUCCAGCAGAGAGUGGACAAUGUUACCAAGUUACUGAGCGAUGGCACGGUGAAAUUUGCAGCUCUUUAUUAUGAAGAGCCAGACCAUUUUGGUCACAUCUAUGGGCCAGACAAUACAACUGAGAUGACCAAGGUUUUAAAGCAAGUGGAUGAUAACAUUGGCUACCUCAUCGAGAAGCUCAAUGAGACCAACCUGUGGAAUACCAUCAACACUAUCAUCACUAGUGAUCAUGGAAUGACGCAGUGCUCCCAGCAAAGAAUUAUACAGCUAGACAAAUGCAUUAAUAACAGUUCUUACACCCUGGUAGACUCUGGUCCUGUAGCUGCCAUCUUACCAUUAAAUAUUUCACUGGUGUACAGCAAGCUGAAGAACUGUCAUCCAAACAUGAAGGCGUAUCUGAAAAAUGACCUGCCAGACAGGCUGCAUUACAAAGCCAGUCCGAGAGUCCAACCAAUCAUAUUGAUUGCUGAUGAGGGGUGGCUUAUUGUUCAGUCAGGAGGAAUCGAUCACUUGGGUGAUCAUGGCUAUGAUAAUGACUUACCCAGCAUGCAUCCCUUCCUGGCUGCCCAUGGCCCAGCAUUCCGGAAAGGCUACAAGCACAGCACGAUGAACAUUGUAGACAUCUACCCUCUGAUGUGCCAUCUGCUAGAAAUGCAAGAGAUGCCUAACAAUGGCUCCUUCUCUCAUGCCAAGUGUUUACUGUCUAGCCAGUGGUGUGUAAGCCUCCCAGAGGUGCUCGGAAUAGUCAUUGGGGUUUUGAUGCUUUUGACAGCUCUGACGUGUCUCAUCAUUCUAACAAAGAAGAGGGCUGCACCUUCACAGAGGCCAUUUGCACGCCUGGAGCUGCAAGAAGAUGACGAUGACGAUCCACUUCUUGACUAGACUCAGUUCAUUGUUGUUGUUUUUCUUUGCCGUGAGGGUGCUUUAUAAACGCAAGAGUCCUUGGUCAAGUGAUUGCCUUGCCAUGCUCUACUAAGUGGGCCCAGUUAAAAUCAGAUCAAGUUCCUUCCAAAUUUGCUUUACAGAUACCCUUGCAGGAAGAUGUGAACAUCAUGUCCUCUCAUUUCGGAUGAAUGUGCGUUUUUAUUUGUUUUUAUAAUGAGCAUCCCUAGUUGUCAGUUUGUCACCGACUUUAUCUUGAGAUUUGUUAUAAUCAAACUCGCAAAAUAUCGAAUGGGCCACAGUGAAGUGUCAAAUGAUUGAAAGAAGGAAAAGACACAAUUCCGUACAUACUUGCCACGUAUGUGUGUAUAUAUAAUUUAUCCUGUUACAGCCUACAUUUCUGGAACUGUAUGUGUUGCCUGCAGAAUGGACUCUGGCUGCCUCUCACUAUAUGGAAUGAGUGGCUGGGAAGGGUGACGUCUUGAGGUAUUAGCACUCCACUAUUGGCCCUGUUUGCACUUUUGUCCUCAGGAAUAUUUUUAAAAUAAGAUUAUACUACUGAGUUGCGCAGCACAAUCGGUCACCUGGCACUCUGAGUUUGCACUCGAUGAAUUCACUCGAUGAAUUUCCACAUGUUGUGCUCUGUACUAACACAAUAUUUUUUUGCUCAAUUUAUAUCUCAAACAAUGCCAAUGGGAGGCCUUUUUAAUUGUUCUGUAUAAGCAAAAGUCACUUUGUACUAACCUUGUCUGGGUCACCAUCUGAGAAGAAACAACUUCUGUUAUUUGUGUGUCCGUCUGUGUGGCACAAGUAACGUAGUCACACUUAUUUACUCUUCAUGCUUAAUGGUCCAUUUUGUCGGCAGGUUUUCUUCUUUUGCUCUGCAGGUAUGUAUGCUUGAAAGUAUCUGAAGUUACACGUUACACAGUUGGCAUUCUGGGAGUUUUACAUCAAAGCGUCAAACACAGUUUAAAGUUCUGCUUGACUGAGAUUGGAAUAAAAUAAAUAAUGACGUCAGUCUGUA